Yamadazyma tenuis ATCC 10573 is the source of this 2920-nucleotide messenger RNA. NCBI's taxonomy places the organism in Eukaryota, Fungi, Ascomycota, Pichiomycetes, Serinales, Debaryomycetaceae. The record is from RefSeq and is a predicted model, not a curated record.
ACACAUUCGCAAUCCCUUUUUGCACCUUUAACAAUGCUUUUUAAUUUGAACGAAGACCUUCUAUAUAAUAUUUGCAAGUUCCUUUCUGCUGAUGAUAUUCUUUAUUUAUCCUUAACAAAUCACCUGAUCCGUUCACGGCUCCAAUCAAAUCAGUUCUUUGAGUUGAUGUACAGAAGCAAAUUUGGUCUUAACUCCAAUCCUAUUGGAGCAAACUGGCUCCAAAAAUUCAAACUUAGGGUUAGUAAACUGUCUAAGCUUUACACUUGGGGCUCAUCUGCUUCAGGUCGUCUUGGAUAUCUAGUAAGAAAUAUCCCAGAAGAGAAUAUAACUCACAAUAGAAAUGUCAAGGUGCCUACUAACUUACCCAACUUCAAUAACGAAAUCAUUAUUGAUAUAAAAGCUGGGGGAUUCAGCUUUCAGAUUUUAACACUGAAAGGUUUGUACUAUACUGGUGGGGAUUAUCGACAAUUCCACGAUAUUACAGCCCCUGGUCCAACAACUAGUGACUAUAAGCCCCCUCUAGAUGUUUCUUGGUCAACUGGGCUGAUACCAGCAACUUUUCCUAUGAUCAGAGGUCGUCAUCAUCAUUCUUUCGUUCCCCAUGGAUCCCAAACUCGUGCAUCUACAAAUGUGAAUCUUCGUCUGCCACCUGAGCAGCUUCCUCUGCUCAAUGAAUUUAUUACUAAUGCUAAGGAUACCUCAAAUCAAGCAAGUCAAGCCUCUAGUACGGGUGAUUCCAAUCUGAAUGUCGAAUCGAACUUCGUCACUCGAAUUCAACUCCCAAUUGAGGCCGGUACGAUAAUUUCGAUAUCAAGUGGUAGACAACAUUUCAUUGCGUUAGACAAUAAAGACCAGAUAUUCACGUGGGAUACCGGGAGCAGCAGCAUUAUCGGUAUCAGAAUGGCUUUCCCAGAGAUCACCCCUGCAUCCAUUAUUAAAAUCAAAUGCGGAUGGAACCUCUCUGGAUUUAACUCGAAAGAUCAAUUAGUAGUUUGGUACUCUCGUGAUCCACUUACAAAGCAACAAGUAGAAACGAGCCAAUAUUGUUCCAAUGCCAGUUAUUUAUGUUUUGAAGCUCCCGAUCUUAUUGACUUUCAUUUGGGAAACGAUUUUGUGAUUUUGCUUAUGCCAGCAGGAGCAUUUGUUUAUCCUUUUGAUAUAAUGCAUUAUUAUGGGCAUCAUCUGGGAGAGGGAAGAACAGAUAUCCCAUUUUCUGACUUAGACAGACUCGAACCUUUAAAUAACUGGUUAACACAACACAAUUCUGGAGGUACACGUCACAGAUUUUCAAAAAUUAAUGGCUGUUACAACAGUUUUGUUGUUUUUUGCAAUGGUAAACUGAUUUUGGGUAAUAAACGCACUGUUUACGAUGGAGAGAAUGUGGAAGAGGUCCAGCUACCAGAUGGAGUUGAAGCAGUCGAACUUGAAAUGGGUGAUUAUCAUUACCUUGCCCUUACUGAUAAAGGUGACGUAUACAGCUGGGGAAUCGAAUCUAAUGGGUGUGGAUGUUUAGGCGUUGGAGACUAUGAAGAGAAACGACAAGAAGGCCGCAAUAGCAGCCGGGUUAUGGAACCAGUGCGGGUCGAGGGCCAAUGGGUGGCCGUGGCAGCAGCGGGGUGGCACUCAGCAGGAAUUCGCGUUAGCAGUAGUGAGGAAGUUUUCUCCGGGUAACUAUUGCCUUCCGCCUUCCUUUCGCAGUGUCGUUUAAUCGUCACUCAAAAACAUCAAGGAUAACAUCAACUUUUGUAUUCUUUUAACAGAUAAACAGCAGGAAUGUCCAAAGAAACAGAAUUCCCUAGCACUGGCUCUGCUAACUUAUCACCUUCGCAAUCGCAUAUUACUCGAAAGAGAAGAUCCUCUUCCUUGAUCCAGCAUUUGGAACCUGACACCCAGGACACAAAAAUUGAUCAACAACUAAAUCCUAAUUUGAAUGCCGAUUGGGUUCAUUAUAAAGGUGCAUGGAUCGUACAUAUUGUGAUUAUUGUUCUUCUCAAGAUAUUCUUCAACUUCAUCACCAUAUUAGACAAUAACUGGAAAUGGACCUUAACAAACUUAACCUACAAUAUCGGCUCCUAUAUAAUGUUUCAUCAAGUGAAGGGUACCCCUUUCGAGUUCAAUAGCGGUGCUUACGAUAAUUUAACUAUGUGGGAGCAGAUCGAUAAUGGAGAUCAAUAUACCCCUACCAAGAAGUUUUUGAUGUUAGUGCCUAUUGGUCUAUUCCUAGUUAGUACUCACUACAGUUAUUAUAACUUGAAUUUGUUUAUAUUGAAUGGUGUUAGUUGUUUGUGUGUUGUGGUCCCAAAACUUGCUAUCAGUCACCGCUUACGGGUUACUUUGUAUUAGUCGAGUCAAGUGGAAAAGGGAAUGAUACAACACAUGCUUCAAAAUGAGAAGAAUCCUUUGUUAUCAUAAUCUCAUUUACUUUCCUUAUGUGAAUGAAUGGCAAGCUUCUCUAUAGUGAUAAGCUCGAUUUCCAAAUAAUAGACAACAAAAUCCUCAAAAUGACACAAAUUUCAUGGCAAUACCUUCGAUGUAAUUGCCCUUAUUUAUAUCGGUGAUUUCCACCUUAUAUCACUUUAUACGUGUAUAUCAUGUUCAGUAUUAAUAGUAAUUAUCCCACCAUUUAUAUGUGUAUUAUUGUGUGGUUGCUAGCUCAUUUGGUUGAGCAAAAAAUCUUCUACCCCUUCAAGAUCAUCGUGGUCAUGGUCGGUUUCAAUGGUUUUAGGAGGUGAAAUGAGGCUACCAUUUCCAUUUUAAGUACUUACUUUCAUACUUUGGAUUCAAACCGAACACGGAUAUGGAUACACAUACCAAAACUUAUCACAUCAUUAUAUAUGGAUUAUAUGGUUUCAAUGCUAUUCAUCUCUUCAACAAAUUUAGACUCUCCCCAUAUACCUCAAAGGUGUACGCCUAUAACUCC